This is a messenger RNA of Trichoderma harzianum CBS 226.95, 1233 nucleotides long. Its product is annotated as iron reductase domain protein. The transcript is spliced from 3 exons. The record is from RefSeq and is a predicted model, not a curated record. The coding region runs from base 1 to 1233 and encodes 410 amino acids. NCBI's taxonomy places the organism in Eukaryota, Fungi, Ascomycota, Sordariomycetes, Hypocreales, Hypocreaceae.
AUGAGGUUCUCACGAAGCACGGCUUUGGCUGCUGCUGCCACCGGUCUCUACAUCGGCGCCGCUUCCGCCGUCACAGCACCAUUCUGUCCUACCGACGGCGUUUGCUUCGAAUGGGGAGUCCCUGAGGCCUCGGCCAAGGCGGGAUCCGGCGACAUCUACUUCCAGCUCAAAGCUCCCACAUCUUGGCAAUGGAUCGGACUCGGUAUUGGUACUCAGAUGGAUCACUCACAGAUGUUCAUCAUGUACCAGGACGGCAAUGGAAACGUUACGCUCAGCACGAGGCCGGGUGCCAACCACGUCAUGCCCACUUACAAAGCCAGAAACGACGUCACGCUCCUGGCCGGUUCUGGUGUGGUUGACGGCAACAUGGUUGCCAAUGUGAAGUGCGGCAAUUGCACCAAUCUUGACCUGACGGGCCAGUCGAACUGGAUUUCGGCAUGGAAGUCGGGAGAUGCCUUGGAUUCGACGAACCCGGCGGCCAUUAUCACACAACACGAUAGCAUGACCCAGUUUCACGUCAACUUGGGCCAAGCUAGCAUCAGCUCCAACGCGAACCCCUUUGUCGGCUCCAGCAGUGACAACAGCAGCGGCGGAAGCUCCGGCGGAAGCUCUGGCAGCUCUGGUGAUGGCAACGGCGAUAGUGAUGGUGAUGGUGAUGGUGGCGCUGUAUCAGGUGUCACCACCAGCUCGACGAACCAGACUCUGGCCAGUGCCCACGGCAUCCUCAUGUCGGUCAUCUUCGUUAUCAUGUAUCCGCUCGGCGCUGCCUUGAUGCCUCUGAUCGGCAAGUGGUAUAUUCAUGCAUCUUGGCAGACUAUUGCUUUCCUGGGAAUGUGGGCUGGACUUGGACUUGGUGUCACCAUCGCCAGAAACCAGAACGUGUUCUUUGACCAAGCUCACUCUCGCUUGGGAAUAAUCCUCGUUCCCCUCAUCAGCCUGCAGCCCCUCUUUGGCUUGAUUCACCACAUCAACUAUCUCAAGACGCAGAAGCGUGGCUUCUUUGGCCACCUUCACUGCUGGUAUGGACGCGCGCUCAUGAUCAUUGGCAUUGUCAACGGCGGUCUCGGUUUACAGCUCGGCAACGCCCCUACACGUUACAUCAUUGCCUACUCGGUCGUGGCAGGCGUUACUACGCUGAUUUACCUGGCUUCAAUUGCUCUUGGCUGGAGCCGAGCGACCAGGAAAGAGCACCAGUCGAAGCAGGAGUAUGCAUCGGUGGCGCAAGCCUCGUAA